Hydra vulgaris (swiftwater hydra) is the source of this 1497-nucleotide messenger RNA. RefSeq lists its product as uncharacterized. NCBI's taxonomy places the organism in Eukaryota, Metazoa, Cnidaria, Hydrozoa, Anthoathecata, Hydridae. The record is from RefSeq and is a predicted model, not a curated record.
AUGCUAUCUUAUUUUGUAAAUAAGAUAGCAUUUAUUGCUGAUAUUGAAAAAGCCUUCUUGAACAUUUCAAUUUCUGAGAGACAUCGCGAUUUCAUACGAUUUUUAUGUAACAUAUGUCGAGUUUUAUUUGGAGUCACUUCUUCUCCUUUUCUGCUUUCAGCAACUUUAAUUAGCCAUGCAGAGCGUUAUUUAAAUUCUGAUCCAAUAUUUGUAAGUAGAUUACUAAGUUCUAUUCAUAUUGACGAUUUGAGUUUUUGCUCUGAUUCUGUAAUUGAAUGUUUUAAGUUUUAUGAAAAAUGUCCUUCCCGGCUAGGUGAAGCAGAUUUUAAUUUAAGAAAAUUUGAAUCUAAUUCGGUUGAGUUAGAUAAAUUCCUAUAUUUGCGCUUACAUUGGAUAAAAAAUUCUAAUAAAGUUUAUGAAACAUUUGUUCAAAACCGUCUUGAAAAAGUUAGAGAUUUUUUUGACUUUUCUCUUUGGGAUUACGUCAAAACAGAUCCUGCAGAUAUUACAUCUCGAGGUGCUAGUAUUGAAAGUUUAACUAAUAAUCAGUUAUGUUAUCCUGAUGUUCCUCCGUUACCUUUAAGUAGAGUAAACGAUGAUUAUGUUUUUAAGUACACAGGAAUUGAUUACUGUGGACCAUUAUUUGUGAAAAAUAUAUACUCUAAAGGAGAAAUAUUUAAGUGGUUGCGAAGAUUCAUUAGCAAAUUUGGCGCACCCUACGAAAUUAUUAGCGAUAAUGGAUCGUGUUUUACAGCUGAUGAAACACAACAAUUUGCAUUCUCAAAAGGUAUUUUAUGGCACUUCAAUGUUGCAGCCGCUCCGUGGUGUGGAGGAUUCUUUGAAUGUAUGGUACGUUCAGCCAGAAGAAUUUUCAGGAAAUUAUUAAAAACUGGAAGAUUAUCGUACGAAGAAGUACUUACAAUUCUUGCAGAAAUUGAAGUCGUUACGAAUAAUCGUCCGUUAACGUUUUUGUAUGAACAACCGGGAGACGAACCCAUAUCUCUAAAUCAUCUCGUGUUUGGCAAAAGAAUAAGUGUAAAAACGUUAUUAAUGGAAAACAGUUAUAAAAAUAAGGACAUAAAAAUGCGCGUUGUAUAUAAAAACUCUACUUUAGAACAUUUUUGGAAUAGGUGGCUCAGUGAAUAUUUAACAGAGCUUCGCGAAUUUCAUAAAGGUAAUAACAAAUUUGGAAGUAAAAAUAAUAUAAAGAAAGGUGAUGUAGUGAUAAUUCAAGAUGCAAAUUUGGUUCGAGGACUAUGGAAAUUAGGCGUUAUUGAAAACCUUUUACCGUCAACAGACGGACAAAGGCGUGCAGCAACUGUGCAAUGUGUCUCCGCUGGGAUAAUCACGUAUUUGAGUCGCCCAGUUAAUAAAUUGUGUUUACUUGAAGAAAAUAAAUUUGAUGUUGUUGAAACUACGUUUGUGAAUAAAAAUAACAAUCAGCUAUGUGUUACUACUGUUGGUUGCGGCAGUGUUGCGCUAAUCAAGUUAUCGUAA